AUGGGGCCCCUGCCACCUUUCUCCCAGGUGACUGCACCUUCAACCCCCACCCCUGACCUACAGCCGAAACCAGAGCCCAUGCACGAGAGAACCCACACCAACAUCUCUAGUUGUCAGUUGCAGCAGCUCACCAAGGUAUGGUAUAAUGACAGCUGCAAGGACAGUCUCGGUGAGGUGCUGGGCUUGGUGCUCGGGAUUCUAAUUAUCCCGAGUGACAAAGUUGGAUUAAGGACCUUUGAAGUCAAAAAUAUCCAAAUUAAAGUGAAGGAUCCCAAUGAAGAUACAGAGUGGAAUGAUGCCUUACGAAGUUUUGGCAUUAUUCCUCCAAAAGAAAAACCAAGGGAUGAGGUUGAAGAAAUGGUCUUGCGUUUAAAGGAAGAAGCUAAAGUUAAACCCUAUGAAAGGAUGAACCUUGCAGAGUUAAAGGAAGCAGAGGAUGAGUUUGAUGAGGAGGAUGAACGUGCUAUUGAAAUGUACAGGUGCAAGCGUCUGGCAGAAUGGCAGGCUUUACAAAGAAAAAGUAAAUUUGGAGAGUUGGCUGAACUCCAAGGAGAUGAGUAUGUAAAGCAAAUUACUUAUGCAGGAGAUGAAAUAUGGGUCAUACUUCAUCUUUAUAGACCUGGCAUACCAAUGUGCAUUUUGAUCAACCAUCAUUUGAGCCAACUAGCUAAGAAGUAUCCAGAAACAAAAUUCAUGAAGGCUAUUGCAAACAUUUGUAUUCCUAACUACCCAGAUAAAUAUUUGCCAACAAUUUUUGUGUAUUUUGAGGGCCGAAUGAAGAGCAGGUUCAUUGGAAUAGAGUGUGGAGCUCCAGAUCUGAAGUUAGAAGAGCUGGAGUGGAAACUAGCAAACACUGGUGCAAUAAAGACACAUUUAGAAGAGAAUCCCAAAAAAAAGGUUGCGGACAUGAUGACAUCAUCAAUACGAGAUUGUUCUGUUCAACAUUGUAAAGAAAGUGACACCCAACAAACUUGAUAUUGACAAUAAAUAUC
Rhincodon typus (whale shark) is the source of this 992-nucleotide messenger RNA. RefSeq names its product phosducin-like 3. The transcript has 7 exons. The coding region runs from base 1 to 975 and encodes 324 amino acids. Gene Ontology annotation, biological process: protein folding. The record is from RefSeq and is a predicted model, not a curated record. Gene Ontology annotation, cellular component: cytoplasm. Lineage: Eukaryota; Metazoa; Chordata; Chondrichthyes; Orectolobiformes; Rhincodontidae.